Amoebophrya sp. A120 is the source of this 1413-nucleotide messenger RNA. Lineage: Eukaryota; Dinophyceae; Syndiniales; Amoebophryaceae. The record is from the annotation of a GenBank genome assembly.
CUAGGUGUACGAUCAAAACGCACAAUCCAGACGGCGAGCACUUGUGGGCACAACAGUCCCACGGCGACCAGGGUAACGGCAGAAGAUAUUUUUCAUGUUCCGACUGUCUUGAAGCAUGGUCGGCCCCGUCCGAUGUGGCUGAAUGACAGUGCCGAAGGGAGCGUGAGGGAAACAAUGCCAUGUAUUCAUUCUUGAGAAAAUCAUGCGGUACUAGAGAGAAAGAGAGUGCAAGCAAGAGAGAAGCCUUUUUUUCGCCGCGUCCUCAUCGUCAUACAUUCAUGAUUGCCUGUAGUUGUUUUCCCCCUUUCGCAACAAGUCCAGGUCCUCAUGUUGCGUCUCGUGGCGCAAAAGAGGACCAUAGCCCCUGCGGGCGGUGGGGGAGGUCUUCUAAAUCGUUUCUCCUCUGCACGCAAGUUCGUCAUCGGUGGUCCAACAUCUGCAUCAGCCGCGCGACAAGCUGCGAACGGAGCUGGUGGCGUUUUCCGCGCAAGUCCGUCACGAUUCGCCCUGUUCCAAGCUUCUACACCUAAGCGCAUCGUACCGCAAGUGUGCCGCGAUUUUUAUGCUUACGGGAACAAGUACAUCGGACCACGGGGAUGGGUCGGUAUCGACAAUUUUUUUGUACCGACAGUAGAACUUACUUACAGCAGUUGAUUGAGGUUGUGCCGUAGGAUCGUGAGUCUGAGUGUUUAUUUUUUUGCGCUUUUUCGUGCCGCAAAAGUAAAAGACGCCAUCGGGACAGAGUGCCUAAUUCGAAAUCGGAUAAAUAAAGCUUCACGAGAACUACAUUAUAAAACCUGUUCAGGUCUUUAUCCUCUCGGCCUGGUGAUCUUCAUGAUGUCGUCGGGCCACUACUUCGUCGUGAUUCGCGAACAGGAUCGGCAGUUUUUGGGCACGAACAUGGUUAACGUGUGGGUGGACACGGAAAACAGCGGACUAAACUGGCGACAUCCCUACGUUCGUGGCAGUUGCUAUGAAGUCUUUCCCGACUGGAAGGGCAAGGACCAGUGGCGGGGCAGUCAACAAUCGGAGCACGGACACCAUGACGAUCACCACCACUAAAAAAGGAGAUUUGUACGAACUAGUGAUUUUCGCUCUGAAAUUAUUGCUACUGAUAGAUUAUCGGCAAGGAAGUCUGCAACUAGAAUGAAGUAGUGCUGUACAUCAAGAAAACAAUGACAGUGCCACGGAUCGAAAAUAAUAUCGCAGCUGCUCUGAAAAUAAUUUUCAAAAGACAACUACCUGAACCGACGACUACCUGAACCGUCACCGUGAACUGGAGUCAAUUCUUGCACCAUCAGGAUAUCAUUUUUCAGCGUCCACACAGAGGAGGAUCAAGGACGAUGUUCCCAGGACGCGAAAAGCUUCUCAAAACUACCUACCACCAACGCUAGAAGUCCUGAUCAAAAAGCC